AUGUCACCUCAUCCCACUACGCUCCUCCCCUAUUCCGAGCGAAUCCAACUCCACACUAAUCCUACCGCCAAGAGAAUCCUCGAAAUCAUGGAUAGGAAGAAGACGAAUCUCGCUGUUUCGGUUGAUGUGACUACUGCCGAAGAAGCUUUGGAGGUCGUGAGGAGAGUCGGAGAGAGCGUUUGCAUGGUCAAGACCCACUGCGACAUAAUCGAAGAUUUCACACUUGCAUUCUCUGAAGAAUUAGUCAAACUCUCAAAGGAAUUGGAUUUCGUCAUUUUCGAAGAUAGGAAAUUCGCUGAUAUUGGAAACACUGUCUCCCUCCAAUACUCUUCAGGCGUACACAAGAUCUCAUCCUGGGCAGAUCUCACCAAUGCCCAUUCAGUCCCUGGACCUGGUAUCAUCAAAGGUCUUUCUACCGUCGGUCAACCAUUAGGAAGAGCUUUAAUCCUUUUAGCAGAAAUGUCUUCAUCCGGUUCUCUAGCAGUUGACGGAUACACCAAGCAAACUUUCCAAAUGGCCAAAGACGCAGGCAGGGAAUUCGUAGUUGGUUUCAUCGCUCAAAGUAGAAUCGAUACUGACAUUUCAGAUGGUGAAGAUUGGUUAAUCCUCAGUCCAGGUGUAGGUUUAGCUGCAAAAGGUGAUAGUCUAGGUCAACAAUAUAGAACUCCAAAAGAAGUUGUUGGUGAUGCAGGUGCAGAUGUUAUUAUCGUUGGACGAGGUAUUUACGGUAUAAAAGGUGGUGAACAAGCUGUUAAAGAUGAGGCUGAAAGAUAUAGGAAAGAAGGUUGGAAAGCUUAUGAAGAGAGAUUGCAGAGGCAAUAA
Molecule: messenger RNA, 822 nt
Organism: Kwoniella shivajii
Lineage: Eukaryota; Fungi; Basidiomycota; Tremellomycetes; Tremellales; Cryptococcaceae
Product: orotidine 5'-phosphate decarboxylase
Exons: 3
Coding region: 1-822 (273 amino acids)
Biological process (GO): 'de novo' UMP biosynthetic process; 'de novo' pyrimidine nucleobase biosynthetic process
Molecular function (GO): orotidine-5'-phosphate decarboxylase activity; orotate phosphoribosyltransferase activity
Source: RefSeq, a predicted model, not a curated record